This is a messenger RNA of Nerophis lumbriciformis (worm pipefish), 375 nucleotides long. The record is from RefSeq and is a predicted model, not a curated record. Lineage: Eukaryota; Metazoa; Chordata; Actinopteri; Syngnathiformes; Syngnathidae.
AUGAGAAGAGGUUUUUUACUGUUAUGUCUGCUCCUCGUCAAACUUCGAUGCGGUCAGUCCAGCUGCGAGGAGCCCGAGUCGCGCAAACUAACUUCACUUCAGAUUCUGGGUUUGACUAACCCCCGAGCAAACCUCAUAAAGAGGUAUAGCGAUUUGGAUUAUGACAGUUUUGUGGGUCUGAUGGGAAGAAGAGACGCUGCAGCAGAAGAAGUGCAGUACCCCCAAAAAAGGGAAAUGCAUGACAUCUUUGUUGGAUUAAUGGGGAGGAGAAAUUCUGAGCCUGAUCUAGACAAUGGUCCUUGGAGGAGAGCAUUACCUGAAAGAAGAGGGGUCUUUCUGAAUAAGUGUAGGCUGAGGUUUCUCCAGGGGCUGUGA